AUGGAAUUAAUGCAGAGCUAUGCCAAGGAAGAUGGAGCUAUUGGUGUGGAUGAUCUGCAUCGUUGGCCUCACGGCUCCGACGUAUUCGGCUUCCUUUCGGAGACAACAUCUGCUAGCUCGGUGGGCGAGUUGAUGAAGCGAAAAGAAAAGCUCAAGGGCCUGGUGUCUCUCGCCAGCCUCUGGGCGCCCAGAGACUACAAGUAUACACCAAGUUAG
Messenger RNA from Endocarpon pusillum Z07020, 216 nucleotides. RefSeq lists its product as uncharacterized. The record is from RefSeq and is a predicted model, not a curated record. Lineage: Eukaryota; Fungi; Ascomycota; Eurotiomycetes; Verrucariales; Verrucariaceae. Bases 1 to 216 code for a protein of 71 amino acids. The transcript has 2 exons.